Molecule: messenger RNA, 864 nt
Organism: Miscanthus lutarioriparius
Lineage: Eukaryota; Viridiplantae; Streptophyta; Magnoliopsida; Poales; Poaceae
Source: the annotation of a GenBank genome assembly
AUGCUCUCUGUCGGCACCGCCGGCAUUGCAGCAGGUGCGGACUCGCAGACCGACCCAGCGUUCGCCGCCAUGGCCGCGGACCCGGCGUCCCGCGCGGCGUUCGUUGCCGCGGCCGUCGCGCUCGCUCGCGACAGUGGCUUCGAUGGGCUCGACGUCGCGUGGCGGUUCCCGGUAUCCGACGUCGAGAUGGCCAACUUCGGGUUCCUCGUCUCCGAGUGGCGCGCCGCCGCGCCGCCGGGGUUCCAGCUCACCGCCACGGUCUACUUCUCCAACCACGUCUUUGACGCGCCGCUCCCGGGCGUGGACAACCCGUCCGAGGGCGUGGCGAGGUGCCUCGACUGGGUCAACGUCGCGGCGUUCGGCCUCCACCCGCUAGCCGCGGGUGCGACCAACGCCACGGCCUUCGACGCGCCACUCUAUGACCGGGCGUCCCACUUCUCGGCGAGCUACGGCGUCGUGUCUUGGAUCGACGCCGGCGUGCCCGCGAGCAAGGUUGUCAUGGGCCUCCCGCUCUACGCCCGCUCGUGGUUCCUACGCAACAAGGCCAACAGCGGCGUCAGGGCGCCGGUGGUCGCUGCGUGGACGAAGCAGCACGGGAGCCACGCCACCGGAAUUAUGUCCUACGCCGAGGUCCAGAAAAUCGCCGCUGCCGGCGGGGACGGCCGGCGCGCGGUCACCACGACGUUCGACAACGCGUCCGUAGCGUCCUACCUAUCCAUGGGUGCCGUCUGGGUCGCCUUCGACGGCGCGGCAGUCGUAGCCGAGAAGCUCGCCUUCGCAGCGCGGCGUGGGCUCCUCGUCUACUUCCUAUGGCCGGUGAACUACGACGACGCCAACCUCACCGUCUCAAGAAGUGGUCAGUGA